Hibiscus syriacus is the source of this 1403-nucleotide messenger RNA. RefSeq names its product embryonic protein DC-8-like. Lineage: Eukaryota; Viridiplantae; Streptophyta; Magnoliopsida; Malvales; Malvaceae. The transcript has 3 exons. The record is from RefSeq and is a predicted model, not a curated record. Bases 49 to 1392 code for a protein of 447 amino acids.
GUUCAUUAAACAAAUUGUUCCGGUGAGUUCGUGUUUGAGAUUUGAACCAUGUCGACUAGGCAAGAGAAGGAGCGCAAGGCGGAGGCGGCGGCGACACAAGCGGCUGAUGAUCUUAAGGAUAUUAACCGUGGAAGAGAAUAUGAGGAGAGAGAAAGGGAAACAACACCGCGGCAACAGCAACAGAGCCCUGGAGUUAUCGGGACGGUGUUGAGGGCGGUGCAAGGAACAUACGAGCAUGCCAAAGAAGCCGUCGUGGGUAAAAACCACGAGGCGGCGGAAGUCACGACGGAGAAAGAAAACGAGGGUGCGGAGAAGGCGAAACAGGCAAAGGAUGCUACAAAAGAGAAGGCCGGUGAAUAUACAGAUUACGCCUCCCGGAAAACCAAGGAGACGGGAGACUCGGCGGCAGAUAAAGCUUCCGAGUAUACAGAUUAUGCAUCUCAGAAGGCAAAGGAGGCGAGAGACACUACAGCCCAAAAGACCAAAGAAACCAAAGAUUCAGUCACCGGUAAAGCUUCUGAAUAUACAGAUUAUACAGCACAGAAAUCUAAGGAUGCGAAGGAUGCUACAAUGGGGAAAGCGGCUGAAUAUAAGGAUUACACAGCUGAUAAAGCCAAGCAGGCAAGAGAUGCCACAGGGCAAAAGGCUUCCUAUUAUGCAGAUUAUGCAGCACAGAAAGCUAAGGAUACAAAGGAUACUACAAUGGAGAAAGCGGCUGCAUAUAAGGACUAUGCUGCGGAGAAAGCUAAGGAUGCAAAAGAUACAACCGCGCAAAAGGCUUCCGAAUAUACAGAUUAUGCAGCACAGAAAGCUAAGGAUGCAAAGGAUGCUACAAUAGAGAAAGCGACUGAAUAUAAGGACUAUGCAGCGGAGAAAGGCAAGGAAGCCAAGGACGCGACGGCUGAGAAGACAAAACAAGGUACAGAAUAUGCAGCAGAGAAAACUAGAGAAGGUAAAUAUUAUACCGCAGAAAAAGCAAAGGAAGGUAAGGAUGUUACUGUUAGUAAACUUGGGGAGUUGAAAGAUUCUGCUGCUGAUGCUGCUAAGAGAGCUAUGGAUUUCCUCACCGGGAAAACCGAAGAAACACAGCACAAGGCCGCAGAGAAUGCAGACAAGACCAAGGAGAAGUUGAGUGAAACAACCGAGUCAACAAGACAGAAAAUGGAAGAAAUGAAGCUGAGAGGUGAUGAAGGUGGACGGAAGACUCACAGUGGUGCUGGGAAACGCCAAGGCCGUGAAGGGUUGACGGAGACGAUAGUGGUUAAAGUUGAAGAAUCCCCAGCAGGAGCCAUUGAUGCUACCUUGAAAUCAUCGGAUCAAACUUUCAACGAUGUCGGGCGUGUUGACGAGGAAGGAUUUAUACGUGAUCGCUCGAGCAAAACCAAAAUGUGAAAUGGGAUCGG